AUGAAUCUUGAAAAUUUAAAAACCGUGGAAAUUUUUGGUAAUAGAACUAUUGGUAUUUGUCAAAAUUUAUAUUCAAAAAAUAUAUCAAAUUCAAUUAUUGACAUUCGUUAUGUAAGUGGUAAAAUAGAUAAGUUGCAAGAAGAUUCAUUAAAUUGUCUUCCACAAAUUGAAAUAUUAAUGAUAACCAAAACAAAUCUGAUGACAAUUCAAGUUGGUGUAUUUAAUUUACUAAAUAAUCUCAAAUACAUAAACUUGUCAUGCAAUAAAUUAACUACUAUUCCAAUGAAUUUGUUUGAUAAUCUCAAAAAUCUUGCUGUAAUUUUAUUAAAUAACAAUGAAAUUAAAAACAUUCAAGAUAAAACAUUUACGUUACCUGGAAUUGAAAGUAUAAAGCUAUUAAAUUUGAGUCAUAAUGAAAUUAAUAUUAAAAGUGAUACUUUUGACGGUGUUAAAUGUGAUCAAUUAGAUUUAUCAUACAACAAAAUAAGUCAUAUUGAAAAUAAUGCAUUUGAAGAUACCAACAUCAAACAACUAUAUUUGCAUAAUAAUUUUGAGAUCAGCGUUAUCAAUCCAGCUUGGAGAAUUCCUAAAUUUACCAUUGUUCAAAUGUACGAAGAUUAUGUUGUUGAAUUUUAUCCAUCACGUGGAUAA
This is a messenger RNA of Aphidius gifuensis, 651 nucleotides long. RefSeq names its product leucine-rich repeat-containing protein let-4-like. Bases 1 to 651 code for a protein of 216 amino acids. Gene Ontology annotation, molecular function: protein binding. The record is from RefSeq and is a predicted model, not a curated record. The transcript has a single exon. Lineage: Eukaryota; Metazoa; Arthropoda; Insecta; Hymenoptera; Braconidae.